CACCAGAACCACGUGACCCAGACACCACGUGACGCUGGUGCCCUCGUAGUCACUGCAAUACAGGAUCCGGCCGCAUCUGGGCCUUUGUACUUGUAUUCCAGAGUGGCAUUGCCCUUGCAGCAUGCCAGCCAGGGGCCGGAAGGGCAAGAAGAUGCAGGAGGAGGAGGAGGAGGAGGAGGAGGAGGAGGAGGAGGAGGUUGUUGGAGACGCUGGUGUCGCCCCGAAGGGGGGAGAUGCUUGCAAUGGAAAUCUGUACGACUGGAAAGACGGCCAUCAGGAGGCGAUGGCGGAUUUCUGGAGGGAUCAUCCAGAAUUUUACGAUAAGUCAAGUGCAAGAUACAAAGAUAUGCAGCACAAGAGAGCCGCGGUUCAAAGCUUCCUUGUCGACACGCAGAAGACCUUCGAGGAGCUCAACAAGCCGCUGCCUACAUAUGCACAGUUUGUAGGACACCUGCGGAAUAUGAGGACAAGAUUCAACAGAUACACGACGAAGAAGUCGUGGCAGCCUGCUCAUAGAAUCUCUGCCAAGGAAGCCUUCAUCAUAGAUCGCUACCAAUUUCUGCACAGGCACAUUGUGGGGAAUCGGCAUCUCUCGCACGAGAUGCAUUCGUUCGGUAGAGGCCGCCGCUUGGGAGAAGAGGACGACGACCACGAUGCCGUGAGUUUCGGGUCAAGUGUGGAGUCUUCUUGGCAGCCCGGACCGAGCCCACGCACCUUUGGACGACCGAGGCAGAAAAAGACGCGGGAGGAAAGCAACGCUAUCGACCGGUUUGGCGGAGAUGACGCCGAUGACGACGCCGUGAGCGUCGGGUCGAGUACGGAAUCUUCUACGGAACCUGGACCGGGCCCGCGCGCCUUUGGACGACGGAGGCGGAAAAAGAUGCGGGGGGAAAGCGACGCCACGGAGCGGGCAGAGCUUUUGGACCGGGCACGUCGUCGUGCGGGAAACAUCAACCGGCCUCUGUCGAACCACAAGAAGCGUGUCAAGGAAUUUGUGAGAUUCCUCGAAACCGAAAUCCUCCAAGUCCCGGAGCAUCGAUUCAACCACUGUAGUAUGGAGUUCAUCUACCUGGUCAGGAGUUUUCAGGCCCACGGCAGCGUUGAAGCGAACCGAGCCACGCGGAGCAGCGCGAACCCGUCCGUGGGAAUGUCCGAUCAAGGAAUGUCCGGCCCGAUCCGGUCUCGGGGAACGUGUAAUCGAGUGCAGACGACGAGUCGGGGAACGCGCCGCGUGCCGUGCGGGCCGCGAGUUAACCAACAGGAUGUCGGAGUACCCAGAGAAAACCCACGGCAGCGCUGAGAUUCGAACUGUCAACCUCAGAACUGUGAAGCAGAUGUGCAGCCCACAAGAGGACAGUGCUGCCAGUUUACGACAUUAUUUGCCUGACAUUUUAAGAGAAGAAUUAUUUUUACAACAACAGUACAACAAAAAAAAGUCCUACGAAUAACAUCAAAUAUUCAAAUCGUGAAAGCGGCAUCCAGGGAUUGUUUACCAAAUGGUGUUUCAUGCUCCACAAACGCUUUACCCAGAAAGCAAAAUGAAAAGUUGCACAAAUAGGGACUUCUUUGUUUACUUGAAUUGGUCAAAUGGAUUGAGUCUCCAUCUUGAAUGAAGAGCACAAGACGUUAAACGAGACCGAAUCCAAUCUGGCACGACCGCCUUCGCCAUUCACACGAGCCAGGAGGUGGUUAAUUGAUAACUCUAAAUUGCCCGUAGGUGUGAAUGUGAGCGUGAAUGAUUGUUUGUUUCUAUGUGCCCUGCGAUGGGCUGGCGACCAGUUCACGGUGUACCCCGCUUCUCGCCCGAAGGUAGCUGGGAUAGCCUCCGGCGACCCUGACCAGGAUAAGCGCUGUUGAAAAUGGACGGACGGAUGGAUGGAUAAAUACAAGGACAAAUGUAUGAAUAGUAUUGUUAAAAAUCUAUAUAUAAAAUGUAAAAAUCUAUAAAUAUUUGU
This is a messenger RNA of Phycodurus eques (leafy seadragon), 1955 nucleotides long. RefSeq lists its product as uncharacterized. Lineage: Eukaryota; Metazoa; Chordata; Actinopteri; Syngnathiformes; Syngnathidae. The record is from RefSeq and is a predicted model, not a curated record. Bases 122 to 1300 code for a protein of 392 amino acids. The transcript has 7 exons.